AUGGGAGAGCCCUCGACCGGUGCUACAUACCUCCUGCGACCGGAUACGCGAAACUCAUCAUGGCAUACUAGGAGGCAGCGUAAUUGUGUCGCACAGAAGGCAUACCGACAACGGAAAACACUCUAUCUUAGGCAGCUGGAGCAGAAACUCGAAAGCGCAUCCAAAUCGGAGUUUGACCGCUGCAAAGAGUUGGAGGAGAGCAAUGCACUCUACCGGGACCAACUCCUCAACGCAUACAAGAAACUAGAAAGCACACGGAUUAGUCUUGAGGGCGUCCUUGACUCUGUGGCAUUCGCCCUGGGAAUGCAGACGAGGAGGAAGAGAUCACAGAAUCAAGAAGAUAUGGAUACUGACACACAAAGACCCCAUGGUCAAGAAACGGUUGUGUAUGAUCAACUUGCUCGAUCAGAACUCGAAGAGUCACAAAUUGUUGAAGCCAAGACUCCCUUGGACAUCGCCUUCGACGGUGAAGACCAGGGCCAAGCCGCGCCGCAGAACUCCUCAGUGGCCGUGUCUGAUCUCAGACCCCAUAACGCUCACGAUCCAUUUGAUGAUGUGUUCUCUUCUACUGAAGCUUUCGAGUCUCUAAGCCAGGAUCCCGUGGCAAUCAGCCUCUUCGAUGUCGAGCAACCAUCGCUUCCCCAGGUCGAGCUGCAAGAAAAGGAGACCGAACCCCACGAGAUAUCGUCUUCCAUGGAUGUAAGCGAGAUGGCACUAUUCACAAGCCAGCCAAACAUCUUUGGGCCCCGGGUGUCACUUGAUCUCCCUUUUGAUAUCACCCAGAUGGGUUACCGCAGGUUCAAAGACAUGCAAGAUAGCGGCCCGAUCCUGCGCGACGAACAUGGCAACCAGGUCCGCACGACCAAUUCGCCUUUCUCCGACCAUCUCAGUCUAGUUGAGCAUCUGCUCGGUCAAAAAUGGCAGAAGCUUGCGCCAUGUCGAGACCGUGAGCCUCGGAGUCUCCAAAACGCCGUCUCGUUCAUGAUCUCAACAUUUACAUGUCUAUCGUGGCAGACAAUGACCACUUUUCUGGCACACACCCAGGCACAUAAAUCCGUCGUCCACGUCACCUCCUGGCACCUCAACCCAGAUCCGCAAAUCUACUCCAAGAUCGAUCCAUGGUACCGAGCAACCCAGAUUCAGCUUUCGGUUCCGCAUCCCGUAGUCAUUGACUGGGUUCCGUUCCCACCGCUACGUGACCGGCUUAUCAUCUUCCACUCAUCCAACCCUCGACUCGACGAAAUCAUCUGCGAGAUUGCCGACUGCUAUGCAGCCGAGGUGGAUCUGUCGAAAUUGGUCGUCGGCGCCAAUCCCUGUCUUGCUUUUCUACGGGUCUUCGAUACUAUCACGGCCAUAUCCAAUGACGAAAGCACCAAUUCCGCCCCAAACGAACCGAACGACACGACUUUGCCCGCCCCGAGCAUCGCGGCCCUCUUCAGCAAUAAGCAUCUAGCCCUCCAGACAUUCCACCUACUCAGGAUGGAUCGGGGACAAGGACUUCUGAAACUCGAUCCCACCUUCUUUGAACGACAUCCUGAGCUCUAUGAUAAUCGUGCUGAGUUGCUUAUAGCCCGAGGCAUCGCCAUCAGACCUCCGCUGUCUGCUGGCGCACGGGCCAUGACUCCAAUCCCAAAGGCCCUGGACCCAAAGACACUGACAAAAUAUAUUGAGAUGGCGAAGUGGGCUUACGAUCUCUCUAUUUCAGAUGAUGGAAUCAAAGUCUAA
Messenger RNA from Cladophialophora immunda, 1725 nucleotides. RefSeq lists its product as uncharacterized. The record is from RefSeq and is a predicted model, not a curated record. The transcript has 3 exons. NCBI's taxonomy places the organism in Eukaryota, Fungi, Ascomycota, Eurotiomycetes, Chaetothyriales, Herpotrichiellaceae. Gene Ontology annotation, biological process: regulation of DNA-templated transcription. The coding region runs from base 1 to 1725 and encodes 574 amino acids. Gene Ontology annotation, molecular function: DNA-binding transcription factor activity.